GUAUAUUGGCAGAAGGGUGGUGAGGAUGGAGCUGCCAGGCAAAAGAGCGAGAGGAAGACCAGACAAAAUGUUGAUUUAUGUUGUGAGGGAAGACAUGAGGACAGUGGGUGUUAGAGAGGAAGAUGCACAAGAUUGUUUUAGAUUGGAAAAGAUGACAUGCUGUGGCGACCCCUAACAGGACCAGCCGAAAGGAAAAGAAGCAGUGAAUCGGCUUCGAACCAACUUGGCAACAACCCGUAGUGGUGGUGGCACCGAUCAAAAAAAAAAAAAAAAAAAAAGACUGGAUGGCUCAUUGGUCACCAAAACUAAAGUUUCCAUCCGCCAUCUUGAUACUCCCAAAACAACCAUGCCGACCUGUGCAGCCGGUUUUGUGGCUGUGAGUAAACGUUCUACAGGUGCACUUGCGAGUGGCGGAACCAAUGCUCUCAGUGUGAGAAAGCAAGUCGGACUCACAAUAUAGUCGGGCUGAUAAACGUCGUCCAGGUGAGAAGCCAGUUUUAUGGUUUCGGGAUAUUUUGUACUAUAUAUUAGCUAACGAUAGCAAAAUGCUUUGAAAUACUCCGAAAGACAUUUUUAAUCACUGAUGUAUGGAGUUGUAGGAAUAAGCUACUUUUGGGGGAAAACCACAUACGGACUGAACUCGAAGGAAAUAAAAAUGAAUACAGGUAAUUUAGGUGUGCAACUUCCUGUCUCAGCUUUGCGCCUCCUGGUGUCACCAAUUCAACUCGUCUCUGCAGCGAUCUGGCAGACCAUAGAACAACGAAUUGUGGCUGAUUAUGGGAUACUCGAGGAUUUUGUUUCCAUGGUUACAGACAUUGUUCCACAGCUGCUCACAAACAGUCAGCGAACUCAACUCAUCCUGGGCCUCAGAGCACAGCAAAUCCUGGAGUUAUGUCAAUUGGAAGAAAACGCUCAUUUCAAUGUUAUGGAGCAACAUCUGGAAAGGAUGAACAUCCUUGUGAAGACAUCUGCUGCAAGUGGCCAUGAUGAUCCAUGCUCAACUUUUGUGGAUUUUGUGAAACACUUGCUGAACAACCCUGCUGAGAGGAAAAACUUUUUUCUUGUUUGUGGGCUUGCUGAAGCUUAUUGCAGCCAUAUCUGGGUGAGAGGCAGGGUACAACCUGAGCUGGUCAUCACCCAACCGCAGAAUGUGUUUCCAAAGAAUUUUGGCCCAUCCUAUAACAAUGCUCUCCGGUGCCUGAUGGAGCACUUUCUGUCUAGACUUCAGUCAUUUCUUCCCUGGAAACCCUUCCAACAGGUCGCCUCCACUUGUGCUGAUGUGUCCUCGGUUUUGGGGGACUGCUUGAAGUCCAUAUAUAACAGUGAUGAGCUGAGAACUCUGCUUCAGUAUCACAAGAACCAUAGCCAACCCGGACACAGUGAUAUUUCCUCAGAUGGCACCUGCAUCAUGUCUGCUCUCAUGUGUGCUGCACUAAAAGAUCAUUGCUCCCAGGAGACCCCUGACUGGAAAUCUUUUCUGCAUGUAGAAUCUAAAACAAACAAAGGGGAUGAACUCAGGAUGGAGAUUGAUGAAACUCAUGACACGGUAGAAUGUGAUUCAGGAGAAGUCACCAACAGUAAAGGAAAUGUUGAAAGUCAAAAUAAUGAUGUAUCUUGCCCUCAAUUGGAUAGCUGUGAAGAAGGGAAAACACUUGCGGGAUCUUUGCAGUUUCGACCUGUGCGUCGAAACCGAGGACUAAAAAUGAAAAGGAUUUUGGUGGAAGAGAAAAGGGAACUUGAUGGUGAAGAGGAUCUCCCUGUUAACAAAGCCUUUUCCGAUGAGGACAAUGGAAGUGAAUAUUCCUCCUGGUCUUUCUAUUCCGAUGAGGACUCUCAGAGUUAUCAAAGUUCAUGGUCUGACUCCUCUGGUGACGAUGUAUCCGAAGUGACUCCUGCCAUUUCAUCUCCAAAGUUGUUGAACUUGACUUUGGUCACAAAUGAUAAAUCUUCAGCAGCUACCAGCACAAAGUUCGCCACCAGCCAAAACAAAGUUCCUCCAAUAAAGUCUCAAGUCAAGUGCUUCAUCUGCAAUGAGCAAGUGAGCAUCAACCUGAAAACUCACAUAAGAACCCACUUUCCAGAGGGUCAGUAUACCUGCCUACAAUGCAAUACCAGGUUUAAACUAUUCUCAUCUCUGACGACGCAUUUAGAAAAAUGUUACGACUAUGGUCAGCAGUCGGUAGAUCCCAGGCCGGCCCAUCUUCUUUACAAAUGUGACCAUUGCGAGAAGGCCUUCAGGUACAACCAGUCACUGGAAGCCCACAAACGGACCCACAAUGAACUCUACUGCAGUGUGUGCAGGAAAGUCUUAAAAGACGCAACAACAUUAGAAAGGCACAAGGCUUCCCACACCGGGUUUCAAUGUACUCGAUGUGAAGUGUCCUUCACUCUUUUUAAGCCCUUGCGCAGCCAUUAUCAACAUUUCCACAAGAUUAGCAGACCAUUUAAAUGUAAUCACUGCCCCAAAACAUUCUCCAGGCUUAAUUGUUUAAUCAGACACGAAUGGCGGGAGACUGGUCAUCUUCCAUUCCAGUGCAAUAAAUGUACUUUGAGAUUUAGAGGUGACUACGACCUCGUGUCGCAUCAAAGGGUUCACACAAAGGAGAAACCCUACCUCUGUGGAGACUGUGGGAAAACGUUUUCCCAGAAGCACAAUCUGCGACGGCACCAGCGUUUUCUGCACAGCGAGUCAAAAAACGAGAAGAAGUACUUCUGCACCGAGUGUAAGACGUCGUUUAAAGAGAAAGGAGCUCUGAUACAGCACCAGAGGCGGAAACACCUCAAGCAACUGAUUCACUAUCUGUGCCCGGACUGUGGGAAGACACUCUCUGCAUCGUCCAUCGCGAGACAUAGGUUGAUCCACACAGGAGAGAGACCUUUAAAAUGCACGGCUCCUGAUUGCAACAAGUCUUUCCUGUCAGCUACUGAAAAGAAGAAGCAUAUUCUCAUGCACCACUCCACUGAACGACCCUUCAAAUGUUAUACGUGCGGGAAGGGCUUUGUCACAAUUGGCUUACUUAAUGAGCAUUCGAAGAACCAUUCAGGCAAGAAGCCGUUUGUAUGCGACAUCUGCAACAAGGCUUUCCCAAAACGCAACAGCAUGAUUAGGCACAAGAAGCUUGUGCAUACAUCAAGCUAAAGGAGCCAUAAUUGUACCAACUUUUUUUUUUUUGGUAUGUGGUAUGUAAUAUUGGCUUUAUCGUACCUCAGUAGAUGAAAAUCAUUCAUGCAUUUCUAAGUUUUUCUGCUGAGAGGCUUGAAAUCGUGUCAUACGAAUUUAUUAAACUGAACUACGUCAUUAGCCAAGAAUUCUGCCUCCCCUCCCCCACCCCACUCUGGCAACAAAAAGUUAUGCUACCACAAGUUGGCCUUCUACACAGAGGAAGGCAAUGAGAAGAAAGGAGGCAGUCUUAUCUAAAUAUGUACAAAGUGGAUCCAAAACUAUUUAAGGGGGCCUUUUUUUUUACACUAAUAGCAAAAGUUUUUUUUUUGUCAUAAAUGACAUUGACCCUUUGGUACUCAAUCCACAUUAGAGAGCCACAAAAUAGCCCAAACGUUACCUAGAGUUAAGGGGACAUGGUACUUUACAAACACCAUACUGCCAACAAUGAGAAUUAACUAUUUACACCAUGAAAGGCAGACUCCCUGUCAACUGGGAUUAUGUAAAGUUAAAGUGAAUGUGUGUAUUUUUUUUUUCUCACAAUGAUGCCUCUCGUACAGUUUUGUUAUUCCUGUAUUUCCAAAAUCCCACAAAAACUACUUGUUGGUUCAAGAAAAGUAAAUAAAGUAAAUACCCGCCAGGGGUAUGAAUAUUACAUACUUGACUUUAGAGUGUGUGCGUGUGUGUGGAAAAUCACAUUGAUUUUUAGUAUGUGUCCACCCAGAAGCAUGGUGAUGCAACUAGUUAGAACGUUGGGCCCGCCUGUGUUGGAGUUUGAAUGUUUUCAGUUCCCCCCCCCCCCC
This is a messenger RNA of Syngnathoides biaculeatus (alligator pipefish), 3963 nucleotides long. RefSeq names its product zinc finger protein 879-like. The transcript is spliced from 9 exons. Gene Ontology annotation, biological process: regulation of transcription by RNA polymerase II. The coding region runs from base 584 to 3139 and encodes 851 amino acids. The record is from RefSeq and is a predicted model, not a curated record. Gene Ontology annotation, molecular function: RNA polymerase II cis-regulatory region sequence-specific DNA binding; DNA-binding transcription factor activity, RNA polymerase II-specific. NCBI's taxonomy places the organism in Eukaryota, Metazoa, Chordata, Actinopteri, Syngnathiformes, Syngnathidae.